AUGAAGAGAUUUUUUGAUCGUUUCUAUUCUGUGACUGGACUCGUUUCAGACCCCAGUCAACGCAGUGUUGCGAGUCGUGUUACUUCUCUGUUGGUUCAAGGCACUGUAGCGUUUUCACUGCUUGGCACACUUGGAGUGGAUACUUCUCCUCUCGUUGCGGCUGCUGGAGUGACUGGAGCGACUAUUGGUUUUGCAUGUAAAGACUUUGGCUCUAACUUUGUUGCGAGUGUGGCAUUAAGUGGACAGAAAUCACUCCGUACGGGUAAUCGAGUGGCUAUUGGUAGUGGGAGUACAGUUGUGAAGGGUCAAGUGGUGGAUUGGGAUACACGUUAUUUAUAUCUGCGCAGUGCAGAGGGGCAUUUACUACAUAUUCCUAAUAAUAUGGUUCUUAACUCUGUGGUAACGUGGGAAGAUGCUGAGGGUACUCAGAAACAAGAUGUCAAUAGUAAGAAAGUAAGUUCCACUCCUACUCCUUCUGGAAAGGAUGAUGGUAAAAAGUAG
Trypanosoma theileri is the source of this 501-nucleotide messenger RNA. RefSeq lists its product as uncharacterized. Lineage: Eukaryota; Euglenozoa; Kinetoplastea; Trypanosomatida; Trypanosomatidae. Gene Ontology annotation, molecular function: mechanosensitive monoatomic ion channel activity. The record is from RefSeq and is a predicted model, not a curated record. Gene Ontology annotation, cellular component: membrane. The transcript has a single exon. The coding region runs from base 1 to 501 and encodes 166 amino acids. Gene Ontology annotation, biological process: transmembrane transport.